CAUCUUGUUCGCCAGGGACGACAGAGCCCGGGGAGUCCCAAGAAGAGCAGGCACCAGGGACCACACUCGGACCUUGGACCCCCAGGUCACAUGCAACAUGGCCAGCCCCCUUUCCCAGAGCCUAAACAUAAGCAAAUGAGGUGUCAAAGCAAUUGAGGCCUGGGGUGGGCUUGAAGCACACAGACAGCGGUGCCCAGAAAGCAGCACCCAACACCCCUGCCCCUACCUCCCAGGACACCCAAAGAAAAGCAGCCACUAUGCAUCUUCCUGAAAGCCUGCAGGACCUGGCGGACAGUGAAACUGUACGCUUUCUGAAGAGACCAAAGAGCAUCUCGAGGGUCUGCGGAGGGGUCUUCUCCCUGGUCAUCUUUUCCUCUCUACUAAUUGAUGGUUACCAGAACAGGGCAGAGUCUCCUGAGCUCCACUGUGUCUUCAACCGCAAUUAUGUGGCCUGCGCCCUCGCAGUAAGAGCUGGCUUCCUGUCCUUCCUCAGCAGCUUGGUCUUCCUUGCCCUAGACGCCCAUGAGAACCGCAUCAUAGAAAGCGGCUCUAAGACAGCCUUCCGGCUCUUAGACUUCAUCCUGGCUGUCAUCUGGGCAGGUGUCUGGUUUGGGGCCUUCUGCUUCCUAGCCAACCAGUGGCAGCAAUCGGAUUCCAAGCAUUUCCUCACGGGGAACAGCAGCCCCAAGGCAGCCAUUGCCUUUGCUUUCUUCUCCGUCCCUGUCUGGAUAUUCCAGGCGUACCUGGCCUUCCAGGACCUCCGAAAUGAGGCUCCGUUCCCCUACAAGCGCUCCCAGGAUGAGGGUGCUGUGGUGCUGAACACCCUUUCUCCGUCAUCCACCAGUAGUCCUGCCGACCCUCCCACCACAGGCCCCAACAGUGUGAGUUACAGCAGCUCAGCCCUGUCUCCCUACCUGACUACUCCAAAGGCCCCCCGCCUGGCUAUGAUGCCAGACAGCUGAACAGCCUUACCUACAUCAGUAAAGAGCUCCUUCUCCUGAGGGGCUUCAGAAUAAUCCCGUCCUCUGUCUGUUCCUCUCAUCCCUUGAGUUGCAGGGGGAGAAGGGGGACCCUCUGAUAAAGGUUACAUUUCUGUGCUACCAAGUACCAAUCACGCUGCUGACCACAAGUCGGAAGUGUUGACAGGCGGGAAGCCCUGCCAUGUCAUCUGUACCCUGAGCCCACACUGGCCUUGAAGAGGAGGCACAAGGGCCUCAUACUGCAGCUAAGGUUGAGGCUGAGAGAGAAAAAAGACCUUCUUCCCCUCAGAGCACCAGUGAGAAAGUGCAGCGCUGACCCAGCAGCUCACGCUCUACACCCCACAUGACAAGAUCCUCAACAGGGCGACUUGAGCCUGGAGGCAGUCAGGGCACCGAGUCUAUGAUGAGAUUUAGAUCUGUGUCUUCAAAUCCAUUGCAUCUGGCCUGGGAAAGAGGCAAGUGUCUCUACUAUACACCUCCAGGGUCAACAAGCUACAGACCUGUAGGAGGGAGCAGGCAGGUGGCACCUUGUGCCAGUGUCAGCCUUUCCCAGCCAUGGGGCUGAGGACGCAGGCAUUUGCUCAAAGCCACACUGAGAAAAGAAAAAGGAGGCAAUUUUAAUAUAUUUCAUUUAACUUAAUAUAUCCAAUGUGUUACUGUUUCAACGUACAGUCGAUCUGAAAAUUGAGUUUUUCUUCUUUGUAAGUCAUGGUUUGACUGUGUAGCUCAGGCUGACCUGAGCCUCAAUACUGGGAUUCUAGGCAAGCCCACCCUUCCAGCACUGAAUGCUCCCGCCGCCUUUUACAUUCGCUCUCACCAUGAAACUCCACCCUGUGCCUCCACUCACAACAGCUCACUUGGCAUCUCCACGCCAGGUGCUGGGUGGGCAACCUGCUGGCAGCCACUCUUGCCCCUCGUGCUGCUUUCUCUGAAACAGCUAGAGCAUCUUUGUUGUUGUUAUUUGGUUUGUUCUUCUAUGUGGAAUUGGUGGAUAACAGACUUUUUCUUUAAAGUAGGAUGCUAGAGCUGUACUCAGUUGUUGCACUUGCUCAGUGUGCACAGAUCCCUGGAUUCCUUUCAUCUCUAAGCAUCACAAAAACCAGAUGUGAGAGAGAGGGAUUGAGGCCAGCCUAGGAUACAUCAUACACACACACACACACACACACACACACACACACACA
Messenger RNA from Alexandromys fortis (reed vole), 2161 nucleotides. It is a transcript of the gene Syngr4, whose product is annotated as synaptogyrin 4. The record is from RefSeq and is a predicted model, not a curated record. Bases 258 to 962 code for a protein of 234 amino acids. NCBI's taxonomy places the organism in Eukaryota, Metazoa, Chordata, Mammalia, Rodentia, Cricetidae. Gene Ontology annotation, cellular component: synaptic vesicle membrane; neuromuscular junction. The transcript has 5 exons.